UGGCACAGGGGCGCUGCCGGUGGAUAACUCCAGAAAUUUCCGGAAAGCAGCAGGGUUUCUUCUUCGGAGGCGGGAUGGAAAUUUUAUCUCCAGAUAUGGAGGACACUGCGCCCUUGGCGGAGAUUCUAGGGUUUCGUCGUCCUCCAGAGGGCUAUCGUCCUGGUUCGGUCGUCCCCCGGAACAGAAGCCGGCAAGAAUUUGCAACUCCCGAUAAAAAGGAGAAGCAUCAGGACUGUAAGGCUUCGAAGGAAAAGGAUUUUAGGGUUUCAAAGAAGAAUAAGAAGAGGAUUUAUAGGUCCAUUCCCGAUGGGAAUAGCCACAACCACAGGAGCUUCGAGGAGGAGAUUGCUUCUAGGUUUUCCAAAUCACCCAAGAAAGAUUGGAUGAAGAAACACCUCCCUCAAAAAAAUUUUGAGAAUGGAGACAUUGUUUGGGCAAAAGCGUUUCCUUACACGUGGUGGCCUGGCCGGAUCGACAGAAUCAAGAAUUCCUCGGCUCUGGUAUCAUUUUAUGGAUGCGCUAAGAGGCAGUGGUUUCGGGUUCAUGAAAUUCGUGGCUUCGAGGAGAAUUACUCUCAGAUGUCGAAGAUGAUCGGCAUGAAGUUUUCCGCUAAUAUCGAUCUUGCUUUGGAGGAGUUGAGCUGGAGGACAGCGUUUGGGUUGAUGUGUUUUUGCCAGAAUUCAGCUGCGGAAGCAACUGGCAUGUUGGUUGAGCAGACUGCACAAGUAAGAAAAGGAUUUGAGUCGACUGAGAUUUUGGGUUUUGUGCUAGAUGUGGCUGUUUCUGCGUGGGUUGAAAAUGAAGAAAAGGUGACGGCGAUUAGAGUGUCAGCACAGGUGGGCGCAUACCGGCAUUAUGUUUCAGCCUGUCAGAAUAGUGAAGUGGAUGUAGAGUUUUGUCCAGCUGAUUUGUUGGAUUUUGUUCUCGAUGUGGCUGUUUCUUUGAGCAUUGACGACUAUGGCUCUGUUGGUAUUGCCAGAGCAGUGAAGCAACUCGAUGCAUAUCGGCAGUUUGUCUCUGUCUGCCCAAAUUGGUUGUCUUGGCAAACUAUGGGGACUGAGGACAGCUCGCUUGGUGAUGAGACCAAAGGUACAGAUCAGGGGAUUUUUGAUUCCUCAUCCAAGAGUGCAAAAAUAGACGGAGAAACCAUAGAACCGGGAUAUGAUUUCUCUGUUAUAACAGAAGAAGAGGAUUUGGCUGUAUUUGAAGAGCAAGUGCUAGAGGGACGGGAGACCUGUAUGAUUAACAGAGUGGACUUCAGUAUCCUCAACUUGGAUGAAGAAUAUAAAUGUUUGCUGGAUAAUCAACUUGAAGCUGUAGCUGACAGGAGUGUGCCAACAGGGGCAGAUAUAUGUAUGGAUGAAAAUUUUGAAAUGCAAAACUCAUCUACUGGCGUUUCAUUAGAGGAAAUGGAUGCAGAGACUAUAUGCAAGAAAAGCUUUUCUCCUGCAAGAGAUGUUCAUCAGAUUUCAGCUGAUGAAACCAGGUUUUAUGCAAAUGAACGAUCUAUAGAUUCUCUGCACUGUUGCGCUGCUAACAUCUUUCAGGAAAAUAGUCUAGAUUUUGCAGGUGCUGUCAAUGUUGUCCAGUCAGGGAAAUGUUUAACUUGUGAUGACAAUCCAGGAACCACUUUAGGACAAGAAAAGGUGAAACAAGAAGAUGACAUCAGCAUUCAUGUUGAGCAUCAAUGUGAUGAUUCUGCUGCAGUACUAGUAUCUUCAGUUGAUAGCAGUAUACUACAGACAGUACCAGCCAAAGAAAGCCGGUUGGCCAUCAACCUUCCUAAUAAACAUGAAAUACACUCUCAAGAUGAAACAUUGAAGUUUGGUUUUGACGUUCAGUGUACUUUCGAGGUCAGUCUUGUUGGUAGUGAUGCCAGUACAAGUGACACUACAAAAGUUUUUUCCAGCUUAGAUCUUCCCACAAGAGCUGCUUGCAAGAGUAUCUUAAAGAAAAGGAGGCUUAGUCAUCCCACUACUCCUGAUAAUUCCUUUAAAUUGAACAAAAUGCUGGAUGCACAAACGAUGAAAUAUAUAAGCUCUUCAGGUAAUCAGACCUGUUCUAAUGAUGAGGUCAAUGCUGCAAAUAAUGCAACUGAAAAAGCUCUGUUUCUUCAUCAUGCUGACAGUGGCACAAAGUUUGUUUCUGAAACUAAGGACUGCCUUGUUCAUUAUGAAAUUGAUGAAAAAGGAUGUUGCAGCCUGACUUUACCAAGGUGCGAAUUUAAAAAUAAACAUCAUCAUCAGGAGGGGCCUGAUCGGCCUGGCAUUUCUGAUCUCUCUGAGUGGACCAGAUAUUAUUCGUCUCCCCUGAUGAGAGAAAGUUCAACAUUAACGCGCAAAGUUCAAAAAUCUUCAAUGAGUGAUAAUUACAACAGCUUUCCUAAAUCAUUGCACAUGAAAUUCCCAAAAGAUUUCAAGCUGCCUUCCAAAGAGCAGCUGGAGAAGAAGUUUCUACUGUUUGGGCCAUUGGACUGUUCAAAAACCAAGCUCUUCUUCUACACAGGUGCAGCCCAAGUGGUUUUUUUAAACCAAGCUGAUGCAGAUUCUGCUUAUAGAUGUGUAAAGAAGAAGAAUGUAUUUGGUCAUGCCAAUGUUCGUUUUUGGUUUGAUAAGCAUGAAAACUUUAGAAAGGGGCAUGAGACACAUGAUUUACUGAUACCUGUAGAGCGAUAUUCAUCUCUAGAUCUUAAAUCAUGCCUUAAAGGGCCACAGGCACUCCAUGAGAGGGAUAAGAAGAAAGAGCAUGUUGCCAAAGCUCAUGAUUUAUCAACUCCCGUAUUGGCAAAUUCAUCCUUGAAUCUUAAACCAUGCCUUAAAAGUCCUAAUGCAGUCCAGGGGAGAAAUGGGAAGAAAACAUGCAAAGUGAGAUUCACAAUUGAAACUUAAUCAAUUUGUUUAAUGACAUUGGAAAGAACAAAGCAUCUUUAUCAUCUGUUUUCCAUUGACUUGUUAUAGCAAAUAGAGCAUAGAGCUGCAUAUCUGUAAAUGAUGGAAGUUUUGUAGCAUUUGGAGAAAAGUGACAUGUACUGCCAACAGCAGUUUAGGACUAAAUCUUAAUGAACACACACAAUUAUUGUUUUGCUCUUCA
This is a messenger RNA of Phoenix dactylifera (date palm), 3090 nucleotides long. RefSeq lists its product as uncharacterized. The record is from RefSeq and is a predicted model, not a curated record. NCBI's taxonomy places the organism in Eukaryota, Viridiplantae, Streptophyta, Magnoliopsida, Arecales, Arecaceae.